AUGUCGCUGCAAUCUCCAAAGACCACCCCACGCCGCAAUCUACUUGCCAAACAGCCGCUCCCGAAGCCGUCCAAACAAGUACCCCGCCUCCUGAACCCCGCCUCUAAAGCUGCAGAAAUCCAGCUCCAAAUGCCAGUCUGCUCCAACGACGCCGGAACCGCCGGGUCGAACGCGAAACGUAACCAGGAUCGCGAGUUGCGGGUCAUUGAGUUCGAUGCCUCACGCGUACCCCAGCCGUUUCUCGAUGGCGAGAAGGUUUUGCAGGAAAUGAAAGAUCUUCGAAUGGUUAAAGAAGCAGCUCCCACGAGGAGCGUGUGA
This is a messenger RNA of Coccidioides immitis RS, 318 nucleotides long. RefSeq lists its product as uncharacterized. NCBI's taxonomy places the organism in Eukaryota, Fungi, Ascomycota, Eurotiomycetes, Onygenales, Onygenaceae. The record is from RefSeq and is a predicted model, not a curated record. The transcript has a single exon. Bases 1 to 318 code for a protein of 105 amino acids.